Lycium barbarum (goji berry) is the source of this 1846-nucleotide messenger RNA. Its product is annotated as tubby-like F-box protein 8. Gene Ontology annotation, molecular function: protein binding. The record is from RefSeq and is a predicted model, not a curated record. The transcript has 6 exons. Lineage: Eukaryota; Viridiplantae; Streptophyta; Magnoliopsida; Solanales; Solanaceae. The coding region runs from base 407 to 1699 and encodes 430 amino acids.
AUAAAGUAUAUGCAAACCCCCACCCCCGCAAAACCACCUCCCCUUUUUUAUUUUGUUUUUCCCCUUUUCUUCUUCUUCUCUCUCUGUGGUUUGUUGAACUAGAUUUAAUGUUGGGGUUUGAGUCUGGAUGAUAAAGAUAGAGACUUGCAGUAAAUACAUAUUCGUACAGAAACUGAUAUUAUCUAAAAAUGUUUCUUGGCUCUGACCCACUUUUCUUUUCUUGAUCUGUGCUUAUCUUCUCUCUGAAAAUUCUUGGUCUUUGCUGACUUUUGAUGUUCUUCUUCUUGUUUUAAGGUAUUCCAAGAAGAAGUUAUGGAGCUUUGAUUAUCCUAUAGUACUUUGCAGCUGUAACUAUUUGUCAAGCUUGCUUUAGAUUACUGGAAGCUUACCUGAUAAGAAAGAGUAGAUGUCGUUCCGCAGUAUAGUUCGGGAUGUAAGAGAUAGUUUUGGUAGCUUAUCAAGGCGGAGCUUCGAUAUAAGGCUGUCUGGUCAUCACAGGGAUAAAUCACAUGGUUCAUUUUAUGACUUAAGCGACCAGCCUCCUGUUAUUCAAGACAGUUGUUGGGCCAAUCUUCCUCCAGAGCUCCUUUUUGAUGUAGUUAGAAGGUUAGAGGAGAGUGAGAGCACAUGGCCUGGUCGUAAGCAUGUCGUAGCAUGUGCUGCAGUUUGUAGGUCAUGGAGGAGUAUGUGCAGGGACAUUGUUAGAAAUCCUGAAUUUUGUGGAAAGCUGACUUUUCCUGUUUCCCUAAAGCAGCCUGGGCCUCGUGAUGGAACUAUCCAAUGCUUCAUCAAGCGGGAUAAAUCUAAUUUGACUUACCAUCUUUUCUUGUGUCUUAGUCCCGCAUUGUUAGUUGAAAACGGAAAGUUCCUUCUCUCUGCAAAAAGAAACAGACGUACUACUUGCACAGAGUAUGUUAUCUCAAUGGAUGCAGAAAACAUCUCUAGAUCAAGCAAUACCUAUAUCGGAAAACUAAGAUCAAAUUUUCUAGGUACAAAAUUCAUUAUAUACGACACACAGCCUCCUUACACCUGUGCGCAUGUCCCCGCUCCAGGGCGAACAAGCCGUAGAUUCAACUCCACCAAAGUCUCUCCUAAAGUCCCAACAACUGGAAGCUAUACCAUAUCCCAGAUCACAUACGAGCUGAAUGUGCUUGGAACACGGGGUCCGCGGAGAAUGCACUGUGUUAUGCACUCAAUUCCUGCGUCAGCACUUGACGCUGGUGGCUCUGUGCCUGGCCAACCAGAGCUUCUCUCAAGGCCCCUCGAGGAUUCGUUUCGCAGUAUCUCUUUCUCAAAGUCACUUGAUCAUUCCACUGAGUUCAGUAGCGCGCGAUUUUCUGAUAUUGCUGGAGGAUCAUCAACUAAUGAGGAAGACGAUAGCAAGGGAAAACCACUGGUCCUGAAGAACAAGGCCCCUCGAUGGCAUGAACAACUGCAGUGCUGGUGCCUAAAUUUUCGAGGGCGGGUGACAGUUGCAUCUGUCAAGAAUUUUCAGUUGAUAGCUGCCACUCAACCACCUGCUGCGGGACCUACAACCUCUCAGCCGCCAACAAGCCAAUCAGACCAUGACAAAAUCAUCUUGCAAUUCGGGAAAGUAGGCAAAGAUAUGUUUACCAUGGACUACCGGUAUCCCCUAUCUGCAUUUCAGGCUUUCGCUAUCUGCUUGAGCAGCUUUGACACAAAAUUGGCUUGUGAAUAGAGGCUAAACAUUUUUACAUUAGGUUGCUAAUAUUAUUAACUGUAAUGCUUCUAUUCUGGAUUUAUUGUACGUCCUUCUUUUCACCAUUAGAAAUGGAGAUUGUCCCUAAAAAACCUGAUUAUAAUCAUAUCUUUGUUCCGGUGAGAA